CGUCGAUCAGUUUUUGACAAUUCGCUUCGCAAAUAUCCAGUAUAACAGUUAAAAAAAUUUUCCGUUUCUAAUAUGGAUUGCGCCUGUUUCUGCAAUCCCUGCUACGCCAACACCACCUGCGUCCCCAUCACCAUAUGUCCCGCGCAGCCCCAGCACUGUCCCUGCGACACCCUGCCCGUGCCCUGCGUGCCCGUACCGGCCGUCUUCAAGCCCGUCGUGCGUCCCGCCUAUCCUGUCUCGGUGUGCCCCUUUCCCCCUAGGACGCCCGAGGCGCCGAGGGGGCCCUGUCGCCCGCCCGAAUUGCCUUGUCACCCUUGCGGUGAGUGCGUCAUUAUCAAGAGAAGACCUAUCAGGCCGCCCGCCCUAGCGCCGGGGGGUUACUGUUGCCCACCGUUUAAAACCACCACGGGGCCGGCCUAUAGGACGCCCGUUUAAAAGACUACUAUUUCCUGUUUGUUUGUUCCGUUUUGUUUUUGUAAAAUGUCCGAGUAUAUUUUUCUAAUGAGGCGUUUUAUUUAUUGUUAUAAUUCCUUUAGGUUUUUGGUGUGCUAAAAAAAGUUUUAUACACGAAUAAGUUUUGCG
Phyllotreta striolata is the source of this 582-nucleotide messenger RNA. The record is from the annotation of a GenBank genome assembly. NCBI's taxonomy places the organism in Eukaryota, Metazoa, Arthropoda, Insecta, Coleoptera, Chrysomelidae.